AUGUCCCGCAAAGAGCACGGUUUUGCAUCUAGCUGUCAAGUCAAACUCACGACCACUGUAACGGCGCAAUGUAUCUCUGCUUUCACAAAACCACAAUUUGAAAUUGGUUUUGAGCGCUCACUACUGUUGCAAGACGGUGGGUGGCCCGAGCAUCCGUUGGAGCUAGUUAUCAGAGUUUUUGGCGUUGGAUAUCAUGGCAUUUCGAGACGUGUGGGUAUUCCAUGGUAUCUGUGUGCGAGGCGCAAAUUCCUGUUGGCGUUCUCUGCCCAAAUUUACUUCCCGGAACUCAGUUCGGCACUUCACGGUUGGGAGUCCAUUCAUAAAGUCGUCCCCCCCAAAUUCAAGCAAAUAGGGGUAUUCGACUUGGCUGUUAUCGGUAUUACCGACCCAAGCCCAAGUGUUGAUGGCUUUUUGGAGGCGGUAAGAGGCGGUAAAAUGUCUAUUGACGACCGAGCUUACCCUGAUUUUUGUGGUGUACCCUGUCACCGGAAAUAUCCCAUCAUGGCAUCCGUUCACCCCAUUCGUACACUCGGACCAUCGCCCAUCGCCAUGGCCCACAGCACUUCCAUCAACCAGCCAAAUUCGUCCGUAGACCUGGACGAUGACGAUCGGAAAAGCAGGUUCCAAACCAGCCCCGGGGGUACCGAGAACGGCAACGGUAGUGGGGGCGGCGGUACUGCGUCACUCCGGGAACGGGCAGCAAGCCAACCUCCACGCUCGUCCGACCAGGCCUUCCUUUCCUCUCCGUCCUCCCAGCACUUCAUUCCGUCCAGCCUCGGAGGCAGCGGAAGCCCCUGGACCGCCUCGCGCAUGUUGAGUCCCACCCGUGGCCAGCCUGUCCCCAUCCGGAGCUCGUCUUUCUCUUCCAACCCACAACAGGGCCAGUUCUCUUCCGCCAUGCGUGAGCGCGUGUUUCCUUCGACAUUUGAGGACGAUGAGUCGGAGGGGUUCUCUGAUACGUAUGAUGAACGAUACGUGCCACCUUCCCUGUCUAGGGGUCGCUCGUAUGGACAGGAUCUGAGUCGCAGUCGGUCCCAGAGUUUGGCUGUCGCGCAUACUCGUCCAGGGCCCGUUGGGAGUCCGUAUACAGGCUCAUCAGCGAUGCAGAACUGGAAUGAGCCGUACUUGACGUCCAACACCACUCCACUGAAUAUUCCAGGGGGACGAGGAUACGGGGACAUAAAACCGCCAGGAAGCAGCCGCUAUGGUUCCCUAGGAACAAUUGGCAGGUCUCCCACCAACCUCCACUCUGCUUCCCCUAAUAAUGGUACCUUUGUUGGUAACGGGUACUCUAGGCAGCCUGCCCCGCCCGACAUCUCCAACAUGAGCCCCUUCGUUAGAGAUGUAGGGCAGAUCCUUCUGGAUGACGGAUCUGCAUUCCGAGAGCUCUGGGCUGGGAUGCACCCACCACGCGAUGAGAAUGGUGGUGGAGGCAGUGGAACCACCAGUCGACGCCACAGCGUCAGCGUCGUUCAGCCUAGACGCGGAAAUGUUGUGGGGUUCAGCGCGCCUGGCAGCGACUCUCCCGAAGAACCUACUCGUCUCCCGUUCCAGUCCUCAGGGUUUGGCCGUGGGGGGCUUUUGCUCACUGAUGAUGACCUUGCGAGUGACCUUGGGUUGCUGAACAUCAACCCUAACGAACCUCCUCCCCCUUCUUCCUCGUCCUCGCAGCUCCCUCCCAGCCAGCCAGCUUCGCUGCCGAUCUACGCCCCCCUUUCUCGCAGCCCACCCUCGAAGGAUCUGAUGUCGCAAUACCAGUCCAUCAACCUCACCAUCCCAAGCAACCCAUACACUUCGCGCCAGACGCCCAGCGAUGGUGGGGUGUCCGCGGGUGGGAGCAGCUCUCCACACGGGUUCUAUGACCAACAGGAGUACAAGUCGAAUCGACAGCAGCCAGAGCUUACAGCACGGUAUGUCCCAGGACAAGGGAUCCAGUAUACGUCUCCCCAGCAGCAGCAACAACAACAACAACGGCACCAACACGGUAUCAACGGUCCUCAAUACACACGUGCCCGCGCCCCAUCCUACUCCGGCUCCAGCGGCGGCGGACUCACCUCCCCCAUCUCACCCACAGGCCACCGCGUGAUCAACCCCCAACAACAGCCCUACUUCCCACAACAAAUGCAGAGAAGGCUCUCAGACGCGCAACAACAACCACCCUCCUCCGCCUCCAGCACCUCUGCGAACUUUGCAGAUCUAGGAAAAGGCGUGCCGUUGCACUCCGUACCCUCCUCCUGGCCUUUAUUCAUCGUAGAAUUCAAAGCAGGCCGAACGGAUUUAUUUUACCUCACCGAUUUAUCGCAGGAGAUCCAUGUGGGUGAUUUGGUUAUCGUCGAAGCGGAUAGGGGGAAGGAUUUGGGAAAGGUUGUGAAUGAUAGUAUUACGCUUGCGGAGGUGGAAUCGUUUCAGCAGCAGCAGAUGGAGAGGGAACGGGCGGCGGCUGGGUUUGGUGGUGAUGGUGGGCAACAGGGACACGUGGUGGGGGGUACGCCUACUAGCCCUGGUGGUGCUGCUGGUGGGGGAGGGACGACGACGGGGAAGAAGGAGAUUAGUCCGAAGAGGAUAUAUGGGAAGGCUGGGCCGCAGGAUACGCAGCUUUUGUUGGCUAAAACGCAGGACGAACUCAAGGCGCUGCAGCUUUGCCAGAGCAAAGUUAGGGCGAAGAAGUUGCCGAUGGAAGUCAUUGAUGCAGAGUAUCAGUGGGACCGUCGUAAAUUGACUUUCUACUUCAUCGCGGAGAAGAGGAUUGAUUUCAGAGAGCUUGUUAGAGAGCUGUUCCGGCUCUACAAAACCCGGAUAUGGAUGGCAUCUCUCCCCGGGUUUGAGUAG
Messenger RNA from Laccaria bicolor S238N-H82, 2829 nucleotides. RefSeq lists its product as uncharacterized. Gene Ontology annotation, cellular component: cytoplasm. NCBI's taxonomy places the organism in Eukaryota, Fungi, Basidiomycota, Agaricomycetes, Agaricales, Hydnangiaceae. The record is from RefSeq and is a predicted model, not a curated record. Bases 1 to 2829 code for a protein of 942 amino acids. The transcript has 8 exons.